AUGAACCGUGGCAAAAUAUAUUUUGCUUUGUCAUUAUUGUGCUACACGUUACACGUACAACCAACCCAAUGUGCGGAAUAUCACUGUGUAUGGUACGGAGACUGCGGCCCUACGAAAAGUGGUUUAAGACGCACAUGCUAUUCAAACGGUCCUCCGCGACCAGUAAACAAUGCAACAGCCGAAAUGCUUCUUCGUGGAAAAUGUCCACAAUUAUUUCAAAAUAAAGACUCGCCAGAAUUAUGCUGCGACGUUGAUAAUAUUCAAACAUUAGUUACGCAACUGUCCAUGGCAGAAACAAUUUUUGGCAGGUGUCCAACUUGUAUAAAAAACGCAUACAAGUUAUUAUGCGAUUUAAGCUGCAGCCCUGAACAAAGUAAAUUUUUACGCGUCACGAAAGUGAAUAAAAAUUCAGAAGACAAAGAAUACGUAGAGGAACUCGAAGCUUACAUUGCAGAGGAAUACAUGAAUAAUACCUACAACUCUUGUAAAAAUGUCGUUUAUCCGAUAUCUGGUAAUUUAGCUAUGGAUUUAGCUUGUGGAGUUCACGGUGCUAGCAGAUGUACUCCAAAAUUGUGGUACGAAUAUCAAGGUAAUCCGGAUGAGAAUAACUUUAUAAGCUUCCGAAUGAUUUUUGUCCCCGAUAAACCCUAUUGGAACGAAACGGUGAAAUCGUGUGAGGAAACGUACGAUGGUUUAUCACCGUGUAGUUGCGUCGAUUGUCCAACGUCCUGUCCUUUACUCCCAUUAAUCCAUUACAAUCAUCGCUUCGUUAUCGGUGGACACAACGGUUAUGGAGUUAUAGCUGCAAUUAUUAUCGCUGUAGUCGCCUUGUCGUGUAUAGUUCUUUAUAUACUCGCACAGAGAAGAUCUCUCACAGAUAUAGAAUCCGAUGACGAAGAGGAAAAUACGCAAAACAAAGACGAAGCUAAAGGAAUUUCUUGCGAAAGAUUUCACAACAUGUUUCAUGUAAUUUUUACUGCUUGGGGUAAAGCAUUCGCAACACGACCGAUCAUCGUAUUGUUCGCCUUCUCCUAUAUAAUAUUGGGUCUAAGUUACGGAAUUACGUAUCUUUCUGUAACGAGUAACCCGAUAGAGAUAUGGGCAGCACCUACUAGCAGAGCUAGAAUCGAAAAAGAUUACUUCGAUUCUCAUUUUCAACCUUUCUAUAGAACUGAGCAAAUUUAUAUAAAAGCCGUGAAUCUCGAUAAGGUAUUCCAUGAUACAACGAGUGGUCAACUUGUAUUUGGUCCUAUAUUCAACAAAGAAUUUCUGCUCGCUGUAUAUGAUCUUCAGGAAAAGAUAUUGCAUCUUGGACAAGAAGACGGAGAAGGUUUGGAACGUAUCUGUUAUGCUCCUGUUAACAACGGUACCAGUCCUGUUACUUUAGACCUUUGCAUGGUGCAAAGUGUAUGGGGAUAUUUUCAAAACGACCUUGAUGUUUUCAAUAAAACGCAACUAUCGAACUCGUACGAAGUAAAUUAUUUGGAUCACUUGUACAAGUGCGCGCAAAAUGCUUAUAAUCCCGAAUGUUUGGCGCCGUAUAAAGGACCAGUUUUUCCCGCGUUAGCUUAUGGGGGAUUCCUUCGAGAAGAUGAAUUUAACUACGAUUCAAAGGAUUACAUCAAAUCGACCGGAAUAAUUUUAUCGUUUCUUGUAAAAAAUUCACUGAACGAAGAUGUCCUUGAAUCAAUAUACAAAUGGGAACAACGAUUCAUUGACUUUAUGAAAGAAUGGGACAUUAACGAGAGACCAAAAUUUAUGGAUGUCGCUUAUACUACGGAAAAAUCGAUUCAAGAUGAAUUAGAACGAUCUUCGAGAGCAGAAGCAGUAACAGUAAUUGCCAGUUACGUAUUGAUGUUUCUAUACGUAGCCUUUGCUUUAAGCGAAUUGAAAUGUUCCGUCAAAAAAUAUUUCGCAAAUAGCAAAAUAGUGUUAAGCGUCGGUGGUGUUAUCAUGGUAAUAGCAUCGGUAGCCUGUUCUCUCGGUAUAUUUGGCUAUAUCGGUGUAUCCACGACACUUUUAACGAUCGAAGUAAUUCCAUUUCUGGUACUAGCCGUGGGAGUAGACAAUAUUUUUAUUUUGGUUCAUACUCAUCAACUAAAUCCAAGACGUGCCGAAGAAUCGAUACCCGAUCACAUUGGGAGAACCUUGGCAAAGGUUGGACCGUCCAUGUUACUCACCAGUACUUCCGAAUGCUUGUGCUUUCUCAUCGGAACGAUAUCGUCAAUGCCCGCGGUAAAUACUUUUGCACUUUAUGCCUUCUUGUCCAUCUUGAUCAAUUUCUUCCUCCAGAUAACAGCUUUUGUUAGUCUUUUAGCGCUAGAUGAGCGACGAUUCAAGAAUAAAUUUUUAGACAUAUUCUGUUGUGUCAAAGUGAAGCAAAAGAAUAUCAUAAUCCAGGAAAACUUUAGUUUUGCACAUACGAUCUUUAAACGUUUUUACACUCCUUAUCUCAUGAAAACACCUGUUAGAAUAGUCGUAUUAAUCGUAUUUUUCGCUGUUCUGAUCACACACGUCAUAGUAUUACCGGAUAUUGACAUCGGAUUGGAUCAAAAACUCUCAAUGCCCGGCGAUUCUUACGUUUUGAAAUACUUUCAGUUUAUGGAAGACCUUUUGUCCAUGGGGCCACCUGUUUAUUUCGUAUUAACCCCUGGACUCAAUUUUAGUAAUAAAACGGUACAGAACGUAAUCUGUGGUGGUCAAGGAUGUAACGACGAUUCUCUGUACACGCAAAUCUAUUCGGCAGCCAAGCAGCCUGCAAUAUCAUACAUGUCGAAAGCAGCAUCAUCUUGGAUAGACGAUUAUAUGGAUUGGUCAAAGAUUAGCGGUUGCUGCAAGUACUAUAAAAAUAAUCAAUCAUUUUGUCCACAUACAGCCGUUUCGUGCGAUCUUUGCGACAUUAAUAUCGACGACUUUCGACCAAACGUACAUAGUUUUCGAAAAUACAUACCUUACUUUUUAAAAGACGUUCCAGAUCCUAGUUGCGCUAAAGCUGGUCGAGCUGCGUACCUUGAUGCGUUAAAUUAUUACACGGACGAAUACGGACUGACUAAUGUCAAGGAUAGUUACUUCAUGGGAUAUCAUACCCCGUUAAAAAAAUCAUCCGAUUGGUACGAAUCUUUGAAAUCUGUUCGAACGAUCGCUGACAAUAUUACAAUGAUGAUAAAUAACGAACAUUUAACUGACCAGAAAAUAACUGUAUUCCCAUAUAGCGUAUUCUAUGUGUAUUAUGAACAGUAUCUUACAAUUUGGAUAGAAACAAUAUCAUCAUUGGGUUUAUCUCUUUGUGUCAUCUUCGUAGUGACUCUUAUUUUAACAGGAUUAUCAUUAUUUUCGGCAAUAAUGGUAGUAUUAACCGUACUCAUGAUCAUCGUCAAUAUAGGUGGUCUUAUGUAUUGGUGGCACAUCGAAUUAAACGCAGUCUCCCUCGUCAAUUUGGUAGUGGCCGCUGGUAUAGCCGUGGAAUUUUCCAGUCAUAUUAUACAUUCGUAUUUAAAAUCCACGAAAAAUACAAGAAUCGAUCGUGCAUCUGACACGCUUAAUCAAAUGGGCAGUUCAGUAUUCUCCGGAAUUACGUUAACGAAAAUUAUAGGAAUUGGUGUACUGGCAUUUGCUAAAACCCAAAUCUUUGAAGUGUUCUUUUUUCGAAUGUAUUUCGGUAUCGUAAUCUUCGGUGCUGCACAUGGUCUAAUAUUUUUACCGGUACUACUAAGUCUCAUAGGUCCAUCGAGAUUACCAGCAAAGCGUUCUAAUUCAACGAAGAAAGAAAACAGGUUUAAAAGGUUUCUUACAAAAAAAAAUACAACAUAUUCCUAG
Messenger RNA from Eufriesea mexicana, 3816 nucleotides. RefSeq names its product Niemann-Pick C1 protein. Gene Ontology annotation, molecular function: lipid carrier activity; cholesterol binding. The transcript is spliced from 23 exons. NCBI's taxonomy places the organism in Eukaryota, Metazoa, Arthropoda, Insecta, Hymenoptera, Apidae. Gene Ontology annotation, cellular component: plasma membrane. Gene Ontology annotation, biological process: cholesterol homeostasis; intestinal cholesterol absorption; sterol transport. The record is from RefSeq and is a predicted model, not a curated record. The coding region runs from base 1 to 3816 and encodes 1271 amino acids.